Molecule: messenger RNA, 3384 nt
Organism: Solenopsis invicta (red fire ant)
Lineage: Eukaryota; Metazoa; Arthropoda; Insecta; Hymenoptera; Formicidae
Product: aquaporin AQPAe.a
Exons: 5
Coding region: 936-1736 (266 amino acids)
Biological process (GO): transmembrane transport
Cellular component (GO): plasma membrane
Molecular function (GO): water channel activity
Source: RefSeq, a predicted model, not a curated record
AAGCUUUAUUAAGACAUCAAUAAUAGUCGUUAAAUUAUCAAAACUGCAUGGCAAGAAGAAAAGUCACAGAGUCUUGACCUCUGGCUGCAGAUUACUUGGUUGUUAAUCUUCGCUGGCACUCGAGAGACGAAAUAUUGACCCGAGAUUGUUACUCGAUAUACAGUUUUAAAUAUUAAUACGAAACAUAUAAAACAGGAUAAAUGGUUAAUAUAUUUUGUAUUAAAUUAUAGCGGGCAAUCAAAAAUUAAAAAAAAAAAUUGUAUUUACUUUUUAUUACAUAUAAUAAUUUAAUUCUAGUAUUUCAAAGUUGAAUUAAAAUACACGGAAAAAAAAAAUAAAAGUUGCGUAUUAAAAUAAUUAAAAAAUGAUAAGCAUUACGAUGGUAAACUUGUUCAAAGAGCGUACUUCAACUUAAUUGUUGCAAACUAUAAUUCAAUUCAACUUUCAGCGGUUCAGGCGAAAAUUUCAAAUUUCCUCUCCCCCCGUGUCUGCGAAAAUUUUACGUAGCUCGCGAGAAUUACAUCGAACAAAUUUCACGAACGUCGAAGAAAAUUAUGUCAAGCCUUGUCAAGAAAAAAAGAAAACACGAAGCGCUCAAUGAAGCGACAUUCAUGGAGAAUACUUAUUGAAGUCCAGCGUUCUCAACAACGCUAGAGCUGUUCGAAUAUCGACGAUGUGCAUAACUUUACCGAUGCUUUCAUGUAAAUUCAACGUUGACCCGUCCCACUCUAAGGUUUAUACCAGUGGUAAUCGCAUUCGACGUCGAACGAACAAAGUUUCUACUCGAAAGUUUACAACAAAGUGACAAUCCAAGUUAUCCUGCUUGUCGAUCCAAAAACUCUCCGCCGAAAACUAUUACACUUUUGGAAUUCAUUAAAGAACAAUCGACUAUCUUAUCGAACGGGUACUUGACAUGAAAACAAUGGCUGAAGAAGAUGGAGGAAGGUAGUACGUGGGACAAAUUCCUGACUCUUCUGGGAGAAUUGAUUGGAACAGCAAUUCUGAUCUUUCUGGGAUGCUUGGCAGGCGUAGGCAGCAUGAAGCCGUAUCCCGCUGGGAUGGGAUCGGUCAUAUCUGUCUUACAAACUUCCUUUGCUUUCGGUCUUGCAGUUAUGAUCGCUAUACAGUGCGUAGGCCACAUCAGCGGCGCUCACCUCAAUCCAGCUAUUACAGUCGCCGCAGUACUUCUUGGUAACAAGUCCUUUCCGAUGGCCGUAUUCUACAUCAUUGCACAAUGUUUGGGUUCCCUAUUAGGUUUCGGCUUGUUAAAGAUGAUAACGCCACUAAAACUUAUGCACACCGGUGAUCCAUCGACAAUCAACUCGUUCUGUACGACGAACGUUAAUGAGGAACUGCUGGUCGGUUACGGAGUUAUGGCUGAGGCUUUAGCUACGGGCAUCUUGGUCUUCUUCGCCUGCGGAAGUUGGGACUCGCGAAACGCGAAGAAUACCGACUCGUUGGCACUAAAAUUCGGCCUCUGCGUCACCGUGCUGUGUCUCGCGUUCAUCCCUCAAACCGGCUGCCCUCAAACCGGCUGCAGCUUGAAUCCCGCCAGAUCGUUCGGCCCAGCAGUCUGGACUGGUCACUGGAACGAUCACUGGGUAUACUGGGUGGGACCGCUCGUAGGCGGAAUUAUCGCGGCCUUUAUCUACCGAUGCCUAUUUUCGGUGAAAGAAAGCAAGGAGAACACCAUGCAGGACGGAGGAACUUUGAACGGCAUCGUCCAGGAGACGUAAACGGAAUUCGAGCGAAAUUGCAUUCCGGCCGUCGGUGGUUCACAAAUUGAAAUCCUGAUCGCUGGUAUUUUCCCCGAGUAAGAGAACGUUGCAGAAGUUGCGGCGGAAGAAGCUCUCGAUGGAAGCAGAUCGGACGGGCUCCGAACUUUCCGGAUUUCAACUUUCAAGGCGCACGGAAACGUCCCAUUCGAAAAUCUUGUAACGCGAAGGAUCGCAACGCAUCGAAGGACUGUCACGCGACAAGGACUUCCGCGUCACAGACUGACGUGACAGAUUAAUUUUGUACAAAAAUACGAUGUAAUAUUAGAUAAGCCGCCGCGUACUAUUCGUUAGCUUUAGAUGCAGUGGACGCAAAAAUUCCUGGCAUGUUCGUUAUAGUAAUUACAUUUUAUUCACUUUGCCCGCGUCACGACCGCGCAAAACAGCGUAGAAAUGCAUUUUAAAUAAAAAGCGGCAAAAUAUGAAUUAUUCUAAACAAACAAAAAAAAUUACUUUAGAUCAAAAGUACACAGGAUAUUGUUACAAACGCAAUCCAAAAGAUAUUAUAAUGAGAUAAUAAACAUUUUUGAAAAUUUUAUUCAGAAAAUCAAGUAUUGUAUAAAUUACAAUUAAAUUCAUGUGAUAAAUAAUUAUUAUCAUACGCAUUUCAAAUGUGUAAACCGAUAUAGUACAUUGCCUAGUCGUGACGCACGUUUAUAUAUUUAUAUUUUUGCUGUGUAGUCUACGUAGUCUUUUCACCGCCAGCACUUUCGAAGAAGAUCAUUCUAUGCCGUGUAACACAAAGCGAAGCACCGACAGAAUAAUGCAUAGUUUCGUCUCGUCUAACAGUAUACAGUUUCAAGUAUUAACUCUCCCUCAUCCUCCCAUUUCUUUUUAUUUUUUCGUCAUCGUUUUGUAAAGCGCAAAGCGCUCGCGUGGAAGAAAUCCCUCUCGUGCGUAUCUCGCGGCGGCACCGCCGCGGCCAAUCUCUCUCGCCGCGCUUUUUAUUAAUUAUUAGCGAAUUAAUGGAUUACAGACUCGGUUCGCUCGCUCGCAAUUCCACUAAAUUCGCCGCCAUUAUAUCGUACACGUACGCGAUGCAGCUCGUUAAGACCGACGACGUUGAGGUGGUUGCUCUCGCGCAGCAGCGCAACACGACCGUCCUCUCGCUUUGCCGCUUUCUCUCUCUCUCUCUCUUUCUCUCUUAUCCCUGCUGCGACGAAAUUCGAAAUAACGGAAUUAGUCUCGGUGAAUUCAGGAAAUUACCUCCAUCGCCGUCGGUCGCGCCAAAGUUUUAAUUGUACUCGGUGCAUAUCUAUACACGCGUGUGAGUGUGAGCGUGAGUGUCCGUAUGCGUGUGUGCACGCGAUUGCAAUUACGUUUCGCGGCUUAAUGUAUAUGUAAAUAUAAGAUACACAUUUCGGACCAUCUCACCCUGACUUUCUCCCCUCUAACCCCCCUCUUGUAUAGAUAACAAUAACUUUAAGAGGCUGAAUGUGUGCGAAACCGCGCGGUAGAUUUCGGUCCGCAAUUCGCGCAAGCUUUGUUUGUUGCGCGCGAAUGUUGGGAAUAAGAUCGAAUUUCGGAUUACAUGACUGUUGCAUGCAUGUAUGCUGAAUUGUAAUGGGAUAUGGCUUUUCGAAUAAAUUACACACAAUGUUUUAACGAG